Ogataea polymorpha is the source of this 1173-nucleotide messenger RNA. RefSeq lists its product as uncharacterized. NCBI's taxonomy places the organism in Eukaryota, Fungi, Ascomycota, Pichiomycetes, Pichiales, Pichiaceae. The transcript has a single exon. Gene Ontology annotation, molecular function: DNA binding; hydrolase activity; ATP binding. The annotation marks the transcript as partial. The record is from RefSeq and is a predicted model, not a curated record.
AUGCGUAUCUUUAUACGACGAUUUAGCAUUUCGCUGCAUGUGCAGAGCCAGAUCUCGAGUCUUUCUCUUCGCCCUUAUCAACAGGAAUGUGUUGAUACGUGUUUAAAGUCGCUUGAGACUACUCGUCGAAUAGCAGUGAGCCUUGCUACCGGAGGAGGCAAAACUGUCAUUUUCAGUCAUUUGAUCGACCAGAUUCCACCAAAUCCAAAAACGGGACGAUCUAAAACGCUCAUAUUGGUGCAUCGCAAAGAACUGGCGGACCAGGCAAUUGCAUCUUUGCGAAAAGUGUACCCUCAAUACAAGAUAGAACUGGAUAUGGCAAAUCGCAAACCUUCACAUGCACCAGACAUUGAUGUCGUAGUUGCCUCAGUUCCAACUUUGAACAGGAGUGCUCAGCGAUUGGAGGCCCAUGAUCCCGGUGAAUACAAGGCUAUAGUGGUCGACGAAUGCCAUCACGGUGUCGCAGACUCGUACACUAAGAUUCUGAAGCAUUUUGGCUGCGACUCUGCAGAUUGUGAUAUAGCGCUACUCGGGUUUAGCGCGACAUUAUCGAGGUACGAUGAACUGCCACUUGGUCUUGCUUUUGACGAAAUUGUCUUUGACAAAAAUUUGGUGGAUCUCAUUCGAGAAGGCUAUUUAUCUGAUUUUUCGUGGAUCCAGGUUUCUGCUGGUCUCGAGCUCUCCCAGGUUUCCAUCGGCAAAGAUGGAGAUUAUAAGAUGGAAGAGCUGGCAAAUCAUGUCAACAAAGAUGAAAUCAACGCUCUUGUCUUCCAAAGUUACCAGCAUUUUGCACAAAAGUAUCAGCUGAAAUCAUCCUUGUUUUUUUGCGUUAAUGUUGCCCAUUUGGAAAGUUUGUCGCUGGUUUUCCGCUCUAAUGGUGUGAAUGCACAAUAUGUGACAGGCAAUACGUCUAAAUUUGAGCGCGAAAGACUGGUAGCGGAAUUUUCAAAUGGACAGCUGCCUGUUUUAAUGAAUUGUGGUGUGUUUACAGAAGGAACGGAUAUUCCUAGUAUUGACUCGAUAUUCAUAGUACGUCCGACGCAGUCAAAAACCCUUCUUACUCAAAUGGUUGGACGUGGGCUACGGCUUCAUGAGAGCAAACAUAGAUGCUACGUGAUUGACUUUGUGGAUGCACACAGAGUGGGCGUUCAUUCCAAUCCCACUCUAGAAGGA